CUGUGAGCAUGCGGAUGCGUCACUCACAUUUUUCACCGCGCUUUUACCCGAGGUGGAUUAUUUUCAUCAUGGGAAAAUUAGAAAAAAGGGACACUAUCUUUCUAGGGUGAAAAAAAUAUUUCGGAGGAAUGCGCGAGGCGCCGCAGCUAUGGCGCACGGCGCCGGGCAGGGCUGAGGAGGUCGCGCGAGAGGGGAGGAUUUGAGGAGCUUGGCGCCGCGAUCGAUCGAUUCAGGCAUUCUAUGAUCAGGUAGAAUGCCAGGGCAGAGGGUCACGAUGAUGCUCUCUCAGCAAAGCGUCAUACGGCAGCAGCAGCCUUUCGCGAGGGAUCCCGUGAGGAGCGAUUUUUCGGAUCAUCAGCUGCUGCCCCGUCACGCUGCUCAAUCGGCUGCCGAGGUCUUGGGAUCCGUUUGUUUGGAAGGAUUGCAAGACGGGGAUACGCUGUUGGCACUGGCUCAUCAAGAGUACAAGGCUGGGAACUACAAGCAGGCAUUAAAACAUUGCAAUGUAGUACACGAAAGGAGCUCGAAACGUACUGAUGUCUUGCUGCUACUUGGAGCGAUCUAUUACCAGCUUCACGAUUUUGAUAUGUGUAUAGCUAAGAACGAAGAGGCUUUGAGGAUAGAUCCACAGUUCGCAGAGUGUUACGGAAAUAUGGCCAAUGCAUUUAAGGAAAAAGGGAAUGUGGACCUUGCUAUUCAGUAUUACCUUGUUGCUAUAGAGCUGCGGCCGGGGUUUUGCGAUGCAUGGUCGAAUCUGGCCAGUGCGUACAUGCGGAAAGGGAGGCUUCAGGAAGCUGCAGCAUGUUGUCGACACGCCCUGACAUUGAAUCCCCGUCUUGUUGAUGCCCACAGCAACCUUGGUAAUCUCCUCAAAGCUCAGGGCUUGGCUCCGCAUGCGUAUUAUUGUUAUGCUGAAGCCAUCCGAAUACAGCCGACUUUUGCUAUUGCGUGGUCAAAUCUUGCUGGCCUGUUGAUGGAAGCAGGGGACUACGAAAGAGCUCUUGCUUAUUAUCAGGAGGCUAUUCGAUUAAAGCCAAACUUUGCGGACGCUCAUUUGAAUCUUGGGAACGCCUUGAAAAAUCUUGGUAAAGCUCAGGAGUCCAUAGUCUGCUACUUGCGAGCCAUUCAACUCCGGCCAGACUAUGCAAUUGCGUACGGAAAUCUGGCAAGCGUGUACUAUGAACAAGGACAAUUGGACCAGGCGAUUUUGCACUACCACAAAGCCAUCAUGUUGGAUUCAUCUUUUAUAGAGGCUUAUAACAAUUUGGGAAAUGCUCUCAAAGACGCUGGAAGGGUGGACGAAGCGAUUGCUUGUUAUCAGCACUGUCUGACACUUCAAGCUAACCAUCCUCAGGCGCUCACAAACCUUGGAAACAUUUACAUGGAAUGGAACAUGAUUUCCAUGGCGGCGAAUUUUUACAAGGCCACUUUGAACGUUACAACGGGUUUGUCAGCCCCGUACAGUAACCUUGCGACUAUUUACAAGCAGCAGGGUCAUUAUGCUGAGGCGAUAGCAUGUUACAAUGAAGUUCUACGGAUAGAUCCUACAGCGGCUGACGGCCUUGUCAAUAGAGGAAACACCCUGAAAGAAGCUGGACGUGUUACUGAAGCUAUUCAGGAUUAUUUGAGAGCAGUAGCAAUAAGGCCGAACAUGGCUGAAGGCCAUGCAAACCUUGCAUCUGCUUACAAAGACAGUGGACAUGUGGAAUCUGCUAUCAAGAGCUAUAAGCAAGCAUUGCAACUUAGGAUCGAUUUUCCGGAAGCCACCUGCAACUUGUUGCACACUUUGCAGUGUGUUUGUGACUGGGAUGGAAGAGAUAAAAAGUUCGAAGAAGUGCAAGAGAUCAUCAAGAAACAAAUUAAGAUGGAAGUUCUUCCUAGUGUGCAACCGUUUCACGCCAUCGCGUAUCCAUUAGAUCCUUUGUUGGCGUUGGAAAUAAGUCGGAAAUAUGCCGAGCAUUGUUCUUUGGUAGCUUCACGAUUUUCGCUCCAGCCAUUUGUCCAUCCACCUGCCGUACGUGUUAAAGACGAAGGUGGUAGCGGUAGAUUGCGUUUGGGUUACGUGAGCAGCGAUUUUGGUAAUCAUCCGCUUUCUCAUUUGAUGGGUUCCGUUUUUAAAAUGCACAAUAGAAAGAAUGUAGAGGUGUUUUGUUAUGCUUUGAGUCAAAGUGACGGUAGUGAAUGGCGACAGAGAAUCAUGAACGAAGCUGAGCAUUUUAAAGAUAUGUCGGCGAUGUCAUCAGACAUGAUCGCAAGAACGAUCGCUGAUGAUCAAAUACAAGUUCUAGUUAAUCUGAACGGCUACACGAAGGGAGCUAAAAAUGAGAUAUUUGCUUUGAAACCGGCCCCCAUUCAAGUUUCGUACAUGGGAUUUCCCGGGACAACGGGUGCGCAGUAUAUUGAUUAUUUGGUCGUUGACGAGCUCGUGUGUCCGAAUGAAUUCGCGCAUAUUUAUUCUGAAAAGCUUGUGCAUCUUCCACACUGCUACUUUGUCAACGAUUAUAAGCAGAAAAAUCGGGACGUAUUGGAUAGUACCAAUUUGCCCAAGCGAUCGGACUACGGUCUUCCGGAAGAUAAGUUUAUAUUUGCAUGUUUCAACCAGCUGUACAAGAUGGAUCCGGAAAUUUUUACAACAUGGUGUAACAUAUUGAAAAGAGUCCCAAACAGUGCGCUCUGGCUUUUACGCUUUCCCGCAGCUGGUGAAGACCGUCUAAAAGCAUUUGCUGUUGCGCAAGGGGUGGGACCUGGUCAAAUUAUCUUCACUGAUGUAGCAGCCAAAAACGAGCACAUUCGACGGAGUGCUUUGGCCGAUCUCUUCCUGGAUACGCCGCUCUGCAACGCACACACAACCGGCACCGAUGUGCUGUGGGCCGGACUUCCGAUGAUAACGCUGCCCUUGGAGAAAAUGGCCACGCGUGUCGCGAUGUCACUGUGCUAUGCUGCCGGCUUCGGGGACGAGAUGGUGGUGAAAAAGAUGCAGGAGUACGAAGACAGGGCUGUGAUGCUUGCAGAGAAUCCAAAAGCGCUCGAGAGCUUAACCUCGAGGCUGCGAUCCGUCCGCUUAACCUGCCCUCUGUUCGACACUGAGCGCUGGGUGGUUAACGCGGAGAGGUGCUACUUCAAGAUGUGGAAUCUUUAUUGCGAUGGAAAGCAGCCCCAGGCAUUCAAAGUAGCCGAAAGCGAAGACUUCCCGAGUAAUAGGUGACACCACAAGAAACCAUGAAAAGGAUCAGAGAUCCUCGAAAGAACGCGAGAUUGUCUCACAGGAUCGAUCGCAAACUUCAUCUCACAGAAGUUUAGAGAUAACGCGAGAAGAAGCGAGUCCUCCACAGUGACGCACUCUACAAUCCACUGGGUCUACAAUUCUCUGGGAUU
Selaginella moellendorffii is the source of this 3375-nucleotide messenger RNA. Its product is annotated as probable UDP-N-acetylglucosamine--peptide N-acetylglucosaminyltransferase SEC. Lineage: Eukaryota; Viridiplantae; Streptophyta; Lycopodiopsida; Selaginellales; Selaginellaceae. Gene Ontology annotation, molecular function: glycosyltransferase activity; protein binding. The record is from RefSeq and is a predicted model, not a curated record. The transcript is spliced from 28 exons. Gene Ontology annotation, biological process: protein O-linked glycosylation. The coding region runs from base 254 to 3205 and encodes 983 amino acids.